AUGCAUCUCACCACCCUUCUCACCGGUGCCAUCGCCGCGGCCGGCGUCAUGGCUCACCCCGGCGACGACCCUUCCCACGAGAUUGCCGAGCGCCGGGAAUACCUCAAGCAUAACCGCCGCGACCUCUCUCACUGCACGGAGAAGAUGAAGCGCAACGGGCUCGCCCGCCGCUCUGCCGAGAGGCGUGCCAAGAGGGCUCUCGACCUCACUGCCGCCAAGGCCCCCACGCUUACGCCAAGCAAACGUCAGAUCGAUGAGUUCCUCAACAUCGACCACCACUCCGACGAGGAGUACACCAUGGACACGAACCCCGCCGACCUCUUUGCCAACGGAAACUACUGCGUCCUCACCCCGAGGUCACUGAGGGCCCUUACUCUGAAAUUAGACGUGAGUGGCGAAUAUGUUCGAUCCAACAACAUUGAGGAGCAAGAGGGUGUCUACGUCGCGUUUGAUACGCAGGUCAUUGACGUUGACACCUGCGAGCCCGUCCCCGACCUCUACAUCGAGAUCUGGCACUGCAACUCCACCGGCGUCUACAGCGGCGUAGUCGCCUCCGGCAACGGCGCCGGCACCGCCGACCCCACCAACAUCGACAACACCUUCCUCCGCGGCGUGCAAAGUCCGACGCCGACGGCGUCGUCCAGCCGUCGCCCCUACAACACCAACACCCAGGAGCUCACCCUCAACUCCGAGGACAACAUCCUGUCCGAGGAGGCCAACACCGGCGUCGACCCCAUCCUCAGCUACGUCCUGCUCGGCGACUCCGUCGAGGACGGCCUGCUCGCUUGGUUGGCGUUCGGCGUCGACAUGACCUACAUCCGCAACGUCAGCGCCGCGGCGACGCACUUCGAGGAUGGUGGCGUCGGCAACGAGAACAGUGGUUUCCAGCCCGGCGGCCCCGGUGGUGCCGGCCCUAGCGGUGGUCCCGGAGGUUUCCCCAGCGGUGUCUUCCCCAGCGGUGGUGCUGCCCCUACGGGAACUGCCCCCGGUGGAAGCGCCCCCACUGACGUUGCUACUGACGACGCCUCUUCCUCGGAUACCGGAGCUGUAGCCUCCACCACCGUGCUUUCUAGCGGAGGAUCCUGCCAGCGCCGUAGGGCUCUGAAGUUCUAA
Parascedosporium putredinis is the source of this 1113-nucleotide messenger RNA. The record is from the annotation of a GenBank genome assembly. NCBI's taxonomy places the organism in Eukaryota, Fungi, Ascomycota, Sordariomycetes, Microascales, Microascaceae.